Molecule: messenger RNA, 1201 nt
Organism: Paramecium sonneborni
Lineage: Eukaryota; Ciliophora; Oligohymenophorea; Peniculida; Parameciidae
Source: the annotation of a GenBank genome assembly
AUGAAAACAAACACAAUUAAUCCAAGCAAAUAGAAUGAAUGCAUUUUUGAUCAACUUCCUGAAGCAUCUCCAGUCUAUUAGACUGAAUUCAAAAAAUCAAAACCCAUUUAAUAAGAAAAUAACAUUUCUAAUACUUAAGAUAGAACAGAUAAAUAUGGUUUUAAAUCAUAAAAGGAAUUAAAAUAGAAAAAUAAUCCUAAAACUCUUAAUGCUAGAAUAUAAAAAUGGAGAAUAAUGAUUGAAAUUUUUGAUAAAUAGGAAAAACCUGAUAAAAAAUUACUCAAAACUAGAACUCGUAAAGUAUAAAACUACUUAAAUAUAGGGCAUUCCAGAUGGAUUCAGAAUCUUAGCAUGGCCAUAUUUAGCAGGAGUACCUUAAGCCAAAUUAGAUUCAAUCAUUUAUCUAAAAUGUGGAAAAUAUGAAGAAUUCCUCAAAAGUCAAGAAUUUACAUAUGAACAUUAAAUUAGAUUAGAUGUCUUACGUACAUUCCCUGAUAAUGUAAAUUUUCAAGUAUUUAAUAAUUUUACAAAAAGGAUUAAACUGUUUUGUCAGAAUCACUUGUAAAUGUUCUUAAAGCUUUAUCUGUAGCAAUAUCAGAUAUGGGAUAUUGUUAAGGCUUAAACUUUUUAACAGCUGCUUUAAUUAUGGUGACUAAUGAUGAAAAUGUAAAAUAAUAAUGAAAAUACUAGGCAUUUUGGAUAUUGUUUCGUUUGAUGACGAAAUAUAAUCAAGCAGAAAAAUAUAAAAAUCCAAAUUCACUUUUUAGAGAGUUCUUUAUUUUAGAUAGUUUGAUAAAUCAAUAUUAUCCAACAACUGCUAAAAUUUUUAAGAAACAUAACAUAGAUUUAUUUUAUUUUGCAACUGAAUGGUAGAAUAUAUAUAUAUAGGUUAUUUAGGUUUAUAACUUUAUUUGCUUCUACUUUACCUAUAGAUCUCUUCUAUAGAGUCUUUGAAAUAUUCCUUUUAGAAGGAGAAAAAACCUUAUUUAGAUGUGCAUUAUCAAUAAUACAUUUUAAAGAAUAGAAAUUAAUAUAAUUAUAAAAUAAUUUUGAAAAUAGUUUAAAACAUUUGAAAUCUUUAGAUGAUUUUUUUACAUUAGAUAAUGACUAAUUUAUAAAUGUCAUGUUGAAUAAAUUUAAAUUUUCAAGAUAACUUAUUUAAUAAUUAGAUGAAAAGUAUAAGAAAUAAAAGAAAAAAUGA